GGAGAGUACGUGUCCUGCCUGCUGUCGCUCCUCCGUCAGAUGACAGACAUCCACUUCCAACGACUGGUGGAAAACUUCCAGAGCAAAGAUGAGCUGAAGGAGUUCUUGUUGAAGAUCUUGUGUGUGUUCAGAAAUCUGAUGAAGCUCAGCAUUUUCCCUCGAGACUGGAACAUCAUGAGGCUGCUCACCAGCAACAUCAUCCUGACCACAGCUCAGUACCUCUCUCCCGCUCUGCACAAGAACUUCACUGAAGCUGAGUUUGACUUUAAGGUACGGCACUUUAACCCUUCGAUGCCCGAGUGGCUGGACCCACACUCUUCCAUAACCCCCCCAUCAAUCAAUGCCGGUUGA
Molecule: messenger RNA, 351 nt
Organism: Notothenia coriiceps (black rockcod)
Lineage: Eukaryota; Metazoa; Chordata; Actinopteri; Perciformes; Nototheniidae
Product: dedicator of cytokinesis protein 3-like
Exons: 4
Biological process (GO): small GTPase-mediated signal transduction
Cellular component (GO): cytoplasm; plasma membrane
Molecular function (GO): small GTPase binding; guanyl-nucleotide exchange factor activity
Source: RefSeq, a predicted model, not a curated record